Yarrowia lipolytica CLIB122 is the source of this 1989-nucleotide messenger RNA. RefSeq lists its product as uncharacterized. Gene Ontology annotation, cellular component: spindle pole; equatorial microtubule organizing center; centrosome. Lineage: Eukaryota; Fungi; Ascomycota; Dipodascomycetes; Dipodascales. The record is from RefSeq and is a predicted model, not a curated record. Gene Ontology annotation, biological process: spindle assembly; mitotic cell cycle; microtubule nucleation. Gene Ontology annotation, molecular function: gamma-tubulin binding; microtubule minus-end binding.
AUGUUCUCAAUAACGAAUCUGAAAGUUGACGAAACCGUUCUUAACCGGCCACAGGCGCAGGAGAUUGACCUGGAGUCCUUCUGCGUACUGGGAUCAAGUUUCAACGAAAUUAAGCGCGAAAACGACGCGUCACCAACAUCCGACAUCGAGCAUCAGACCCAGAAAAAGCUGAAACGACACACGCAGGCCCCCACGCCUUUAUUACUGUGCGAACAUGACCAGCAGACCAUCUCCACGCUGUUUGAAGGCGCCACCAUCCCAACCAGCCUGUUUCUAACAUGUCUAGUCAACGUGCUGGUGGGACGAGAAUCGAUCAUGUUCAUCUGGAGAUGGAGCUCGAGAAGAUUUGUGUCCAAACACUUUGCACAGCCUAUCAAAGUGCCCGGAGUCUCCACAAUGGCUCUUCAGGGACUGGUCGACCAAUGCCUGGAGAUUGGGUCUCUGUUCACUCGUCUGUCCAACACAGCCAAAGAUAUCGCCAAAAUGGUCUCGUUGGAAGACAGCAUUAUGAUUGCGUUCAGGUCCGCUCUCACCGACAUUCUGGCUGCUAUUCAGCAUUACAUUGAGAGUCUGGAUGCCAGUGACGAGUCUCUUUUCCCGCUACUAGUCCACCUGAGACCUGUUUCUACUGUCGUACAUCUGCUGGCAAAUAUCCUUGGCUGUGGAGAUCUUUCACGAGCUUUGUCUCUUCAGAGCCUUCCCAACCCCGUAAAAUUGCUUUCUGAGCUUCAUACACGGCUUUCCAUCUAUCAAACAUCGGAUAUCAACCUGUAUAUCCUGACCGCUGAGUUGUUCAAGCGGUGUUUGAGCCCUUGGAUGUUCAAGUUACAUGGAGUCAUUGGGUUGAACGGUUCCACGUACUGGAAAACCCCGUCCAAAAUGGUGGAUCCAGAGAUGUUUGUUGUUCAAGAACCAAAUUCGGGCUUUUUGAUCACCGACAAGGACCGUUUACCGACGUUUGUAUGUCCCGAAGACGCCCAAAUCUGUGUGGAGAUUCUCACGGCUUUGCAUAUCCUUUAUUCUCUAGGAGACACCACUGUUGUUGAUACGAACGUUGAUUCCAAGCCGGUUAUGCCUCAGGUAGAGUCUCAAGAAACACUCAUACCCCCAUUGGAUUUUGAAUCAAGUCUCGAAAGGGAUACAACGAGUCUCCUAGCGCCCGCUCAGCUGUUCACAGAUACGCUGUCAUUCCUGAAGCUCGAGAAAGCUGAAUCAAUUUCCCUGUUUGAGUCAGAUGACCCCCUGAAGGACUUCCAGGUAUCGAUUGAGCAACAGCAGCAAGCGGUCAAUGACUCACUCAUGUCUCACGUCAAGAAGUACCUCUUCACUCAUUUAGAAAGUGCUAAGCGAUUCUUCCUGAUGGGGUUGGGAGCCAUAGAUCUCUGUCAACUCGUCUUUCAAGACAACACUGUCAAAAUUGGAUCUUCCUUGAACUGGCCUCCUCUGAACUCGGAUCUGCGAAUCACAGAAGAUUUGGUUGCGGACCUGCUUCCAGACAAAGACAUCAGAAUAUGGUUUGGAACUCCUCAGAACAUUGAUGGUGGUGAGGAGUCUUUCGCUCCCGACUCAAUCAUGGCGACAGAGUAUAUUACAGUCUUCUACACUCCACCCGAGGAACUCAAGUACAUCUUCAUGCCACACAUCAUUAAAGGCUAUCAACGCAUCUUCGCGCGUCUUUUGAAACUCGCCCGAUGUGUCUACUUUCUCCAGUUGAAACACAGAUUCAGUUUCCACUUCCUCAUCCAGCUGCAAUACUGCCAUUUUCAGAUCAUUGAUGUUGAGUGGUACAGGUUUCACACCGGAAUCCACAAAACGUCCAACUUCAUGCGAAUUGUCAAUCUGCAUCACGCCUUCAUUGAUGCUGUUGAACGCAACCUGUCCCUGGUUUCUCAGGAAGACCAGCUGCUGAACAACUAUCUACAGAGUCUGCUGAAUGACGAUCCUGUAGAUGUUCCCAAACAUUGGAAGAAGUUCUCCGCCUUAGCAUAG